CCAAUGCGGAAGUGAAGCACCGUCUCUGAAAAGAAAUGGCAGCUCACAGGUGUAGGAAUUUAGCAUGUCUGCUUCUUUUAUUUUUGUCCGUAUUUUUAGUUACAAUGAGUCAGGAAACGACACUAGGGCAUGAACAGCAUGCCACUGCGGUGGGCGAUCCCCAAACUGGGGCUGAGACGAAGCACACAGCGGAAAAGCCAAGGGUGGAAGAGAAGAGAUGGGAAGAAACCAAAGUGAAAGCGACCACACAAGCAUCUGACACUGCUGUGUUAACUAAAACACAAGUAAAUGAGGAUUUCCAGGAGGAGUUGGUGAUCAGACCGCUGCAUUCGGGAGAUAUUUAUGCUAGCUUUCAGUUUCGCACCGUAUGGGAAACAGAUUUCAUGAAAGGAAACAAAGUGUCUCACUACAGGCUGUUCCCAAAGUCUCUUGGUCAAGUUAUUUCCAAGUUUUCGGUGAGGGAGCUGCACAUUUCCUUCACACAGGGCUACUGGAGGACCAUGCAGUGGGGGCAGCCAUUUAUACCCUCUCCUCCAGGAGCUGAGCUUUGGGUUUGGUUCCAGGACUCUGUGACUGAUGUCGAUGCCACCUGGAAGGAGCUGACCAACGUUUUGUCAGGCAUCUUCUGUGCUUCACUGAACUUUAUCGACUCCACCAACACCCUGCAGCCCAGCGCUUCAUUUAAACCUCUGGGAAUAGGCAAUGAGACAGACCACCGCUUUCUCCGCUACGCCACCCUUCCACGGGAAAUUGUCUGCACUGAGAAUUUAACCCCCUGGAAGAAACUCCUGCCGUGUGGAUCCAAGGCCGGUCUUGCCGUCCUGUUGAAGUCAGAGAAGCUCUUCCACAGCAGUUUUCAUUCCCAGUCUGUGCACAUAAGACCAGUGUGUCAGGACCGGCAGUGUAAGUCUUCUUCUUGGGAGCUGCGGCAGGCGCUGAACGUAGUCUUUGACCUGCACACCUCUGGACAGAGCAAGCGUGAGUGGUCUCUGUUCAAGAUGUUCUCUCGGACGCUGACGGAAGCAUGUCCGCUGGCUUCUUCCAGUAAAAUAUACAUCGACGUCACAGACAACCCUCAGGAGGAGCAGUUCGAGCUGAGUCCAGCCACUCCUCUGCUGAGCCAGGCGGUGGUGCUCGGGGACAGACGCACUUUUUCCGUCUACGAUCUGACCCAACAAGUCACCUUUGGCACUGUGCGCUCCCUCAACCUGAUGAUUCGUUGGAAAUCCAGUGAAGGUGACAUGCUCCGCCCACUGCUUCACGCUGAGCGUUACGUGGCUGGAUACGGUCUGCAGACAGGAGAGAUUCAUACCCUGAUGUACAACAACCACCCGUUCAGGUCCUUCCCGGUGCUGCUGCUGGACUCCGUGCCUUGGUAUCUGCGCCUCUACAUCCACACACUCAAAGUCAUCAGCAAAGGGAAGGACAACAACCCCAGUUACAUUCACUACCAGCCGUCUAAGGACCGUGAGCGACCCCACCUGUUAGAGAUGCUGCUCCAGCUUCCUCCACAUUCUGUUACCGAGGUUACCGUGCAGUUUGAAAGGGCUCUGCUGAAAUGGACCGAAUACACACCCGAUCCUAACCACGGCUUCUAUGUGGGAUCUUCAGUUAUCAGUUCUUUAGUACCAAGUACUGUUGCCAUGGAAACCAACAUCACUAUGGAACAACCGCUUUUCAGCAGCUUUUUCCCGUGUAAAGAGGAGUCUAGCUACUUUGCCCGUGUCUACACAGAGCCUCUGUUAGUCAACCUCCCUACUCCUGACUUCAGCAUGCCCUAUAACGUCAUCUGCCUGACCUGCACCGUUGUGGCCGUGGGGUACGGCUCCCUCUACAAUCUCCUGACCCGCAGCUUCCAGGUUGAAGAGCCUAACCCAGGACUGGCCAAGCGGAUAGCCAACGUCAUUCGGAGGAUGAGGGGUGUGCCGCCACUCUGAGUCUGAAAACUGACAUGUUUUUUGUUUUUUUUUGUAAAAAGGGGAAAUUACUAUAAAGCUGAGUUAGGUUUGGUUUUCUAAAGCCUUUGGUCAUAAAUGCUUUUUUUCUCAAUUUGAAGAGAGAAGAUUCUGUUUGAUAUUUGUUUGAAAAAACUAUUUAAAAAGGUGUUUGUUUUUUCCUAAAUGACAAAGAGCCAACAUUCUAUGAUGUAUUUUUUUUUUAAAUGUUAAAUCAUCAAGGUUUAUUUAAAUCUUUACUGUUAGGAGGCCAAGACAUUUGUGUUUCAGUCUGAGAGUGAUAAAAUGCGCCUUGGUGCAUGUGCACUUUUGUACAAACAUCUUUGCGUUGGCUCUGCACUGUUUGACUUGUUUGACAUCUUUCUACCAGGAGAGAUAAGAUAAAGUGACACAAAGUCACAGUGACUUUGUCAGAAUGACACCUUGAGGCUUUGGCUGUGAUCUUUCAAUGUAGGUUUGUUUUGGUCUCCAUAGUUUUACACACCUUACAGAAAUAUUUUUCUAUUCAGUUGCGAUUGAUUGUUUGUUUUUUUUGUUUUUUUGCACGGACUGUACACUACUGUAUGCCCAUAAAGGAAUAAAUAAAAAGUUGCUCUUUUUAGAUCUUUCUACAGACUUUUUUUUUAAGCAUAAGUUUUGAUUUCUUCAGGUGUCAUUUCAAAAUCUUUUAUAAGCCAAAGUUUUAAAAAUGCUACACUAAGUGGGUGCUUUAAUAUGUACAAUUUUGUGCAGAUCCAGUUUACUGCUACGCGUCUUCACAUUGUGACUUAAUACAUUAAAUAUUUCCUUCGGUGGUUUCA
Oryzias latipes (Japanese medaka) is the source of this 2755-nucleotide messenger RNA. It is a transcript of the gene pigt, whose product is annotated as phosphatidylinositol glycan anchor biosynthesis, class T. The record is from RefSeq and is a predicted model, not a curated record. NCBI's taxonomy places the organism in Eukaryota, Metazoa, Chordata, Actinopteri, Beloniformes, Adrianichthyidae. Gene Ontology annotation, biological process: attachment of GPI anchor to protein. Gene Ontology annotation, cellular component: GPI-anchor transamidase complex.